CACUACUCUCCUUCGAGUCUAGGGGGGCAGUAGAGGGUUUUCAGUGUAUCUGCUCUUACAUCGCAAAGAAGAAAGAGAAAGUGUUGUUGGGUUAAACAAUAUUAAUGAGCUCCUCAAUGGAAACCCAGGUUCUGGCUAUAAAACUCUAAAUUCACUGUGUGCAGUAAAUCAAGAAUCAUCAAGCUGCUGAUACUGUAGUUAUUGCAGUAUGUUUUAGUCAGUCUCUGUAUCUCUGUUUUUACUUUAAUUUAUAAUGAAUCCAUCAAACAUCUUCGGUAGACAGCAAGGUGCCUUUCAGGUACCAAGCAGUGCCAACCAGAGUAGUGGCAUGUUUCAGUCAUUUAAUCAGCAGGGCAACACAAGCUCCCCAGCCCCAAAUAUAGGCUUCGGGCAGACAUCAGCAUUUGGCCAGCCUUCAGCUUUUGGCCAACAGUCAGUUUUUGGACAAACAUCUGGACAGGCAUCUGGUUUUGUCCAGACACCGUCAUUUGGCCAGACACCCUCUUUUGGUCAAAGUUCUGGGCUGGGACAGGCCUCACCGUUCACCUCCAUAGCUCAAGCACCAGCAUUUGGACAAACCUUAGGUCAGGGUACACUUGGAUUUGGAGUAUCUCCACCAUCUACUGGACAGAGUCAGCCUUCUGCUUUUGGUCAGGUUCCAGCAUUUGGUCAGACCUCCGCUUUUGGGCAAAGCUCUGCGUUUGGACAAAGCUCUGCAUUUGGGCAACUCACACCUGCGCCUGCAUUUGGUAUUUCUUCUGGUAACUCACAACAGUCCAGUACUUCUCUCAACACAGAAGGGUCUCAGCCCAGCUUUGGUCAGCCACCUGCCUAUCCUUUGGCCACUGCUACAUCAAGCUCUGCUGCCAAUAAUCAGAGCAAUGCACAGGUUGGCAGCUUUGGAACAAAGUUUAACUUUAAGCCACCAAAUGAAGCUAUCUUCAAACCUAUAUUUAGUGUCAGUCCUGAGCCUUCCAACCCUCUGCCUGCCACUGUUCAAGAGCCCUUGGGUUUAGCAAAGCCAGCUACAAGCUUAGACACCACUGGACCUGGUAGCUCUGUUUUUUCUCUUUUCAAAGGUGUAAAACCAAGCAUGGGCUUCAACUUCUCUAAGCCUGUGGCAGCCCCUUCUGUUUCAGUCACAAGUGCUAACAUUUCUCAGCCAGAGGCACUUGGUGGAAACUCUCUACAGUUUACAUUUUCUCAGCCUGCCAACCUUCCUAGCAGCAGCAGCAGCACCACCACCACCACUGCUACACAACCUACCGCUGUUCCAAGCAGUCCUUCCUCCUUCACCUUCUCAGCGAAGGUCCUUCAGCCCCAGACAGAAGCUAAGAAGCCUCAGUUUAGUAGCACAGCAUUUGGUCCGCCAAUCUUUGCACUAAAAGGUCCAACGCCUGGACAAAGCUCUGAGGGGAGAGUUGAAGAUGAGGAGAGUUCAGGGGAGACAGCUUUGAGUAGUCUUGGGAAAGGUAUUAAAAGGAAAGAAGAGUCUCUUGACCCGAGCACUAGCCAAGAGAAAGGUUUCAAGGUUGAUGAGGUCCACAGAGGAGCUGAAGCCCCAAGGCAUCCACCCAAGCGGCCCCUUCUAAGAAGCAGAGGCCCUGCAGGUGGCCUUUUUAAGAAUGCAUUGAGUGGUCUGCUAAAAACUUCACCCCAUGUGGCCAAGAAAGAAAAUCAUCCUAUUGACUGGGGCCAUGCGGAAAGGCCAGACCACCCUAUUCCUGAUGCUGAUGUACCAAUCACCCCACCUAGAGCUCCAGCACCCAUAAGACUCAUUCUGGAAAAGGAAGAAAAAACUGCUCCUGAGCCUGCAGCAGAAUCAAGCACCCCAGUACGGAGGGCUGGCCGUGGGGAGAGCACUGACAGCCUGGCUGGUCUUUCACCUUCUGAAGCCACUACCAUACAGUGCAAGGGAAUCCCAUCUAACUUCAACCGGAAAGACUUAAUUGAGAAACAUUUUGGUCGCUUUGGAAAAAUACGCAGAGUGUACUGCAAACCUGCAAAGAAUCUAGUAACCAUACAUUUCCAUGAGCAUGCUUCAGCUGCUAAGGCAAAAAAGAAGGGAAAAAAUUUCCAGGGCAGUGAAAUACAAAUCUUUUGGCAAAGAAAGAAGCAAAGUCCGAGUGAAAAAGUAACAAGGUUGGAUUCAGAGGUCAAGGAAGUUCAAAGUGCACAAGGAGAACCAAAGCCGUUGGUCACUCAGACCGCUCUACUGCGAAAACCCCUGCCCAGAUCUCCUGCCCCCAGCUCUGGCUCUCUGACACAAGGAUCUCCUGUAAAAAAAUCUGUUGUGCCAAAAACACUCCAGUUUGACAGUGAACCACAACAGGAUGUAGGCUCAGAGUGCCAGAGCAUUGAUCGACCAGUGAUCAGCCUACCCUCAUCCCUUCAGCCUCUGAUUGGUCAGCUGGCUGAGACCUCAGAGGAAAAGUAUCGUCUACUUGAGCAGAGAGACAAGAUCCUUCGACAAUCGAGACCCAAGCGAACAGAUCUGGACCUGUCCAAAGUGUUUGUGGGAACUUGUCCUGAUAUGUGCCCAGAGAAGGAGCGCUACAUGAGGGAAACCCGCAAUCAACUCAGUGUCUUUGAGCUUGUUCCAGAAACAGAAAAGGUGGAUCAUUUUGCUGCCAUUAAAGAGUACAGCAGAUCAUCAGCUGACCAGGAGGAGCCUCUCCCUCACGAACUGAGACCUCUGCCAGUGUUGAGUAUGACCAUGGACUAUCUUGUCACUCAAAUAAUGGACCAGGGGGAGGGAAACUACCGAGAUUGGUACGAUUUUGUGUGGAACAGAACCAGAGGAAUUCGUAAGGACAUUACCCAGCAGCACCUAUGUGAUCCAGACACUGUGGCUCUGAUCGAGAAAUGCACUCGCUUCCACAUCCACUGUGCCCACCACCUGUGCCAAGAACCUAUGAUGUCAUUUGAUACUAAGAUCAAUAAUGAGAACAUGACUAAAUGCCUACAAAGCCUGAAGGAGAUGUAUCAGGACCUGGCCACUAAGGAGGUGUACUGCCCUCAUGAGGCUGAGUUCCGCCAGUACAAUGUGCUACUCAAACUUAACGAAGGAGACAUGCUUCGUGAGGUGCAGCAGUUUCGUGAAGAGGUCCGGAACUCAGCGGAGGUGAAGUUUGCAGUACAAGCCUUUGCAGCACUCAAUAGCAACAACUUUGUGAGAUUCUUCAAGCUGGUAAAAGCGGCUUCGUAUCUGGCUAGCUGCAUUCUCCAUAGAUACUUCAACCAGAUGAGACGCUCUGCACUGAAGGCCCUCAAUAUCGCCUACACUGUGGGCUCUCAGCGAUCCACAGUCUUUCCUGUGGAGGAUCUUGCCCGAAUGCUUAUGUUCCGUAGUGCCGCAGAAGCCACCGAUUUUCUCCAGCUGUAUGGCCUUAAUGUUACUGAUGGCAUGGUUGAGCUGAGCCGUACAGCCUAUCAGGAGCCAGACUUGCCUAUACCUCAGAGGAAGUCUGUGGACAUUGAGAAGAAGAUGAAUGUUCUGAUUGGAGAGAUUGUGAACGGAGGACAACUUCCCAACCCACCGCAGCACCGUCCUGUCUGCAGCUUUGACUUGAACAACAAAUACAUAGGGGAAACAACCUAUCCCAUGCCAGUGGCAGUUCUUCCUCAACGACAGGAAGUGAAACCUCUUCUUGAGAUAGAACCAAGGCUGUUUGUAAGUCCCUCUGUACCAGUGGAGUUUACCCAGCCCAGUGACGCUGAGGAAACUGGUGAAUCUUCCCAAGCCACAGUACCAGAAUUCCCAGUGCACAAGGAAAUUACGUUCCAGCCAAUAGCACAGCCUCAGCCUGUCAGACCACCGUCACCUCCUCCAAAACCUGAACCUGCAUACACUGAUCAGGAUAUAAUGGUGGAAGUUGACUCUGUGGUGGAGGAAGUUCUGGAGACUGAAGUCUCAGCCUUAGCCAAAGCUGGUGCUGAAUAUGCCUCUAUAGCUCUGAGUGUGAGUGAAAGUGCGGUGGAGACUGUGGUCAGUGAGGUUGUUGCCCUCAUGCUAAGGGAUAUCUCUGCAUCGGAGAUCACUGCCGAGAAGGAGAGAAUUUCUGAGGAGAAACGCAGGCUGGAAGAAGCCAGACGAAGACGUGAACACAAGGCUUUUCUGGACAAGCUGAGUUCAGAGCUGUGUGUUGAAAUCUGUGAAGAGGUGCUUGCACAAUGCAGUGAGGAGGUGGCUGGUGCAGAGAUAAAGUUUGCGUUAGAGGAAAAGGCUGCAUUUCUUGCUCGUUGCUCAGAGGAAGUGUGUAGUAGCUUGGUUGUGGAGACACUGGAUGCAGAGAUUACUCAGCUGGCUAAAGAAGUUUUGAAUGCAGAGCUACGACAAAUACGCAAGUUUAUAAAGAGAUGGCGUGAUGUGGUAGCAGUGCGCAGACAGCUGAAGAGGCAGAUGCGUGGCUUCCCUGCAGCCCCCUGCUGUGUAGACCCUCGUUUUAAGCUGCAAGCUUUGGCUCCCAGUGCUCCGCCCACUCCUUCUGUGGAAUCUCUUGCUCAAGGCUAUGUCAACCUGGGUAACUCCGGGAACAUGGUUGUGUCCUGCACAAGAUUAUUUAAAACAAGAAAUGAUACUUUCCGCCAGAUGAGAGUGAACUUCUUCUAUAAUUUGUUAUUAAGUGAGCGUGUAUGGAGACCUCUUGACCUGCCCACACUGGUGGCUGAAAGCACUCCUAAUCCACCCAACAGAAUCUUCUGGAAAGCCACUCUUCUGCUUCCCAGUAAUGAGGAUACUGAUAUGAGCUUUGCCAACAGCACCCUGACAAAGUGGUUGGAGGUUAAGAUGGGUGGCGGAGAUAAGGAGGAGGAGGAUGGUAGCAUGGCAGAAGUAGAAGGAAAACUGGAAACUCUACUCAUCAGUAACAAUCUGAGAGAUGUUGGACAGAGGACCCACAAAGUUCACAUCUGUGUAAAAGUGAGCCGUGGGCCUCUGACAGAUGAGGGCCAGAGCCAGCUGGAGGAGCAGAAGGAGCUCCUGGGGACCAGUGCCCUGCUGAUGAUGCUUCCACUUCUUCCGAGCGCAGAUCAAUCUGAACUCAGGCAGGGCGAGGAAGAUGUGCCUUUAUUGGCUGCCCUUCUUCAGCUAAAGCAGGUGCAAGAGGCUAGCGGCUGGAACUCUCCGCUCCCCCUUGCUCUGAUCAUACCUGGGCAACCUGAGGGAGCCAUUUCUGAUGAGAAGUUAGAAGAAGUUCUUCAGCUGAAGACUCUAGUAAAUGAUGGGAUCAUCUCAGAGUACGUGUUUAUCCGUGUUGCGGGAAGCGUGAGUGACAUCCAGGGAUCGCAGCAGAUUGGUGAGGCAGUGCGCUGGCUGGUGGCUCACUCUCCAGCCUCUACAGUCCUUUCCUCUCAGCCUCUUGUGCAGUUUGUGGAAAGUGGGCUGUGCCGCGAGUUCCAUACCAGGUUCCACCGUGACAAGCAGGAGCGAAUGCAGGCAGGCCUUAUGUGCCAGGAUUCAACAGCAAUCAUCCAGCUUUAUAACAGCGUGCUGUGUUACCUAGCAGAUCUGGUUAGCUGUGAGCAGAUGAUUGGCAUAUCUUGGCCACCACCUGAGUUCUCUCUCCCUGAGAACAGAGACCUCGUGCCUCACCUGGACUGGAAUUCUCCACAGCACUUGGCCUGGCUAAAGAGGACUGUCCUGAGCCUGCAGAUUCCUGAGUGGGAUCAGCCCCCUAUAAAUGCUUCCUGGCCCCAUUUGUGCACAUCCAUAUUUCAUUAUGUAUCUCAGAUCCCGAGCUCUCCCCAAAGCCAACCCCUUCUCAUGUCUCGCCUGGAGCAUCUUCUAGCAAGAGUUCGAGCCCAGCACAUGCAGGAUGGCAGAGAAGAUGAAGAGGAUACUGAUGAAAAAGCUGGGCCUUCCUUCAGCCGCAUACCUUGGGAUGAUAUUCUAUUCCUCUGCAUAGAGCAUCGAAUGAAGGACUGGAGUUUACCAGAGAGUCCUGUUACAGAGGAUGCUUUCACCGACAGUGGGGAGAUUUUGGUGUACUAUAUCAAAAAACAGGUUAUGGACUUCAUGCCUCCAGAGAGUUGGGUGACUGCUGUGAAACUCACUCAUAAGCAGAAACAGAAGAACUUAAAUGGUUCAAAAGAGAGCUCUGUAGUGGCUUCAUCCCCGUCAGCACACUUUCCCCGCCAGAGGCUGUUUCAGAGUCGGAUAGAGCCAGAGGAAAGCCCCACUGCACUGGACAUCACACACAGCCUCUCCCCCCAGGAGCUGCUACCCCACCGCCUGCUUGCUAGCAUUCAGCAGGAGAAGGCUCAGAGCCAGAGAUUUGAGGAGCAGCUGCAGCGGUGGUUGGAAGUGGAUCCUCUGGAUUCUGUCUCUAUGCCUCUUUUUAUGCCGUCUACGCUGCUGUGUGUGCCUGAGAUUCUGACGCCCUCCCGCCGCCCUGCGGCUUCAGCUGCCUGCUUCAAAAAGGAUACUGAAUCCGAUGACUUUGCUGAAAAGGUUCCCUCAAGUUGUAGAAGAGAUACACCUGUAUCUCUAACACAGCGGCUAGAAGAGCUUGAUAGGCUGAUAAAAGCAAAUCGUGAAGAAGAGCUUGCAUGCAGUUUGAAACUAAAAGGCCUGUUGGAAAUCACAGAGAACUGAACAGCUCAGCUGAUCUUUAUUUUUGGUUGUUUGAUAAAUAGUUGGUCUUUAUUGGUUUGAGACAACUUUGUUUUAAUUUUUUUUACAUGUUACUUUAUCAAGUUGAUUGAAAAAUGAUUUUCUUGUUUUAGUUUUGUAGGUAUUGUAAAAGUGCAAACAGUUGGAUCCUUCUGGAACCUCUUUCCAGCUUUGAAUCUGUUUUAUUAUGUAAUGUACCUGGUAUGAGUUUGUUUGUUUGUGAUGCCAAGAUUACAGUUUUAGCACCUUUCUGGGCUUUUUUUGACUGUUUUGUUAAUGUGUGCAAUUGUGUGUAAAAUGCUUUAUUAUGGAAAGUUUAACAGUGUAACAGUAAAAGGUAUUUUUGGAAUGUAAUAAUCUGUACUCUAAAAUGUAUAUUUUCAAGAGACCAAUAAAACAUUGUUUUUA
Astyanax mexicanus (Mexican tetra) is the source of this 7021-nucleotide messenger RNA. Its product is annotated as minichromosome maintenance complex component 3 associated protein. Gene Ontology annotation, molecular function: RNA binding. The coding region runs from base 254 to 6595 and encodes 2113 amino acids. The record is from RefSeq and is a predicted model, not a curated record. NCBI's taxonomy places the organism in Eukaryota, Metazoa, Chordata, Actinopteri, Characiformes, Acestrorhamphidae. Gene Ontology annotation, cellular component: nucleus; transcription export complex 2; cytoplasm. The transcript is spliced from 29 exons. Gene Ontology annotation, biological process: mRNA export from nucleus.